Punica granatum (pomegranate) is the source of this 1717-nucleotide messenger RNA. NCBI's taxonomy places the organism in Eukaryota, Viridiplantae, Streptophyta, Magnoliopsida, Myrtales, Lythraceae. The record is from RefSeq and is a predicted model, not a curated record.
AGGCAGGCCCAAGCCUGGGACCAAUGUCAAUCCUGAGACCAACACCAAGCCCAAGCCUGGCCCACUAGUCUGGUCGGGUUUGGUAGUAAUUCAGCUCCCCAUCGGUGUCCCUCUCAGUCGCAGUUCGCAAGAGCAACAGCAGCAACAGCUAUAAUGGCGUCCUUGCUCAGGCACCCAGCUCUUCGCAUUCCCAAAUCCCUCUUCUCCACCGCCGCAGCGGCUGCCACCAGGACCCCGCAGCCGCCGCCGCUGCCGCCACCGUUUCCCGCCUUCCGCGCCGCCAGGUCCGCCAUCCUCUCCGAACGAGACCCUGAGAAACUCACCAAGCUGUUCGAGCAAUGCUCGGCCUUCGCCACCUUCCGCCGCCACCGCCCUCUAUAUCGCCGCUCCAUCGCCAAGCUCGCGAGAGCCAAGCGCUUGGACCUCGUCGACCGCCUGGUCGGGAACGAAGCUCAGAACUCCGUCUCCAAGACCGAGGGCUUCUGGAUCCGCCUCAUGAUGCUCUACUCUAGUGCAGGCAUGCCCGAGCAGGCCCUCGGAGUCUUCAAUAGCGUCUGCGACACCAAAGCUUGCCCCUUGACGGAGAGGUCUCUCUGCGCUUUUCUCACCAUUCAUCUGAAGAGCAAGUCGCCCGAGAGCUUGAACUUACCCGAGCUUCUCAGGACAGCCUCGGAUAAGAUCAAUCUCAAGCCAACCGCUCAGUCGCUUAAUCUGGUUUUGAAGGCAUUGGUUCAGUGGCGCGACGUCGACUCAGCUGUUAAUUGGGUUAAGGAAAUGGAAACAGUUUGGAAUGUGAAGCCAACUAUCGAAUCUUACACCAUUCUUUUGAGAGCUCACCUGAAAAAUGGAAACUUCAGCGCUUUUGAUGGGGUCGUGAAGGAGAUCGCGAGGAAGAGCUUGGAGUGUAACCUGGCAGCUUACAACCUUAGGAUUAUGAGGUUGUGUAAGGGUAAGGAAUGCGCUAGAGCAAAGAAGCUGUUAGAUGAGAUGCUCGCUAAAGGCAUCGGACCGUCUUCGACUAGUUACAAUGCUAUAAUCGAUGGCAACUGCAGGCUGGGGGAUUUCGAAUCCGCUAAGAAGGUCUUGGACAGUAUGCCUACUCGGCCUUCUUCGCAUCCUUAUUUCAGUUUGAUUCGGGCCAUGGUGAAGGAGGAAGAGUUCGAUUCGGCUUUAGAGGUGUGUAAAGAGAUCAUGAGGAGGAAGUGGAUUCCCCCGUUUGAGGCAACGCAGGGUCUGGUUGAUGGGCUUUUGAAAAUGUCAAGAAGGGAGGAAGCAAAAAUGGUUGUUGAGAAAAUGAAGAAGAGGCUCAAGGGCGAGGCUGUAGGGUCCUGGGCGAAUAUUGAAGCUGCUAUUCCCCUUUAGGAUUCCAUAGAACCAGUGGAAACCGAGGAAUUGGAUCUCUUGCAGUUCAACUCAAUUUUACUGGGUUUUCUCACCAAGGGGGAUUAAGAUUAUAAAAACAGUAUAAAACCUGCGCUGGAGUCGCCAAGAACUAGUCACAGUUAUCGCCUCUCAUCAGCAGUAUCUUAAUUCAUGUCCUGCUUCGAUCAGUAACACCAAGGAGCUGCUUUGACAUCCUCCAGCUGUAGAGUGCAGAACAUGAGCUUGUAGCUCACUGGAGCACUAGAACAUCUGAUGUAGUUCACGAGUUUGAAAUUUCCAUAAUGUUACUGGAACGGUUUUGUUUUAGGCCGAUCGUACUUACUGUUUCUUUUCA